CAGCGGAUACGUGCUUGUAAAACUCGGAGCUUCGCUCGGAUUAAAACGGGCUCGAGUGCAGCCGAAGUUGCAGACGAAAGAUCGCGCGCGUUCACUAGAUCUGCCAGUGAUUCACUAGAUCAUUGAUCGAGGCAACGCGUUCAUUGUGUCACAGGCGCUCGACUGAUGGCUGUUACGAAACCUGCUUAUGCCACGAAUAGGAGAUGACGCGAUCUGCAAAUCGCGGGGGAUGACGCAUUCGAUGACGGAACGCACCCCGUGAAGAAGCGGCAAUGAAAUCGAACGUGCUUAUGGCUCGAUCAAGUGGGAACAAUUACGAUUGCAGUCACGAUCACAGUCAUCACGCUCAUCACGGUGAUCACACUGUUAUCGGCAACGUCACCGCCAAGGUGCCGAGAUUGAGUUUCAAAGAAUCAAGAUCGAUCAGAGAGAGGUAUCGUUAGACCACGCGAUCUCUGCGAAGCGAUAACGACACGAAUAACGUCGACGUCUUUCCAAACGCGAGUCAUCCUCAGUACAUGGAGAGAGGAGGAAGAUCAAAGUGAAAACUCAGGCGAGAAAGACGAAGGUCGAAAGCGAGAUCGUGCGAGAGAAUAAGGCUGCAGGCGAGGAAGAGUCGAAGAUGAGGACAUCGGCAUGAGCCAGGGAAAGCGAAACUGCUGAGAGCGUGGUUUCGGCGUCGGCGAAACCAAGAGACGGAGACAGUGCCGUAGUCCUGGGGGCCCAGGGUAUACGCAACAUCUAUUAAUAACUUGGUAAUACGGUAGUAGUGGGGCGCUGUCCGCUAGCGGGUGAAAAUAGAAAAGAAUGUUUUUGGAAUCCAAUUGGACUUGGUUGGCCGAACGAUGGGGCAAUAUGGCCGACUUGGCCGAGCGGGUGGACGAUCUGAUAUGCAGUUUCGACUCGGCUGGUGACACGACCAUGGAUACGCUAUCGAUGCUGAUAUUCGGCUGGAUGUUGUUCGGGCUGGUGGUACUCUGUGUUGGCAAAUACGUUUACAAUCGGUUCGUUUUGAACGAGCUUGCCUCUGGGACGAUUGUUACCGCCAAGGACGGCCAUAUCGUCCACGGUGAUAGCGUCGGUGUCAGUGGUGGUGGUGGUGGUGGUGGUACUGCCGGUGGUGGAGGUGGUGGUGGUGGCGGCAGUGGCGGCAAGUUACUUUCGCUUGGUAAACAAAAAAUCGUUUCAUCGGGUUCGGCAUCGUCGGGUAUCGGGGCAGGUGGUGGCGGUGGUGCCGGCUCCGGGUCGCUCGCAGCCGCCGCUCAUCCAUCCGGUGGCGGUACCAGCUCCGCUUCCGGUAUCGGCUCGUCGCCUUCUUCCUACGUCCCGCCGACACCUCCUGUGCGCAAACGUCUCACCGCCCGGAAAACAUCCGGUGCUCUCAUCAGCCCGGCAAGAAGCAGCAAAAGUUUGAAUCUACCGACCGCCACUGGCGCCGAUCCGGAUGCAGUUCGCUGGGUCAACGAGAUCAUCGUUUGGCUCUACUCCGAUCCGGCGGUUUUGGACGAACUGUUGGCUGUUUGGGUCGGAUCCCUCAACGAGUUUACCGCCAAUUCUGUUGACGAGCACGGAGUCGGAGUCGAGUUUGUUCGAGUUCUGCCUGAAACACAUCCACCGAAUCUUUCAAAUAUCUUUUGCGAGUGCGACUCCAAGGAUGACGUGACGAUCACGUGCGAUUGCGAGGCUACUCCAGCGUUACAGCUAAAAGCGUCCCGCCGGAAAGCCGAUAAACUCGAAGUCAGCCACUAUCGCGUCAACGUAAAUCGCUUCCGCGCGCGAUUGAACGUCAUUUGCAUUACCGAGAAGCUUCUCCUAGAUUUGAAAUGCGACGGCUGGCCGGACGUGAAAGUCUCGCUGGCGCAAGUAGGCACGAUAAAGAAAGAUCUGGACGAGAGCCAGUUGCAGGAAGUCGUAACGGAAAUCGUAAUAGGCGCGCUAAGGGGGACCAAUGUUCAUCUGAAUUUAUUCCAAUAUCCGAGCUGUCCACGGUUAUGGAGGGAACCAGUGGCCACUCAACCCAGCUUUUCGAUGCCUAUGCAUUACGACAACGUGACUACGUCGAGCGGUUCGCUUCAAGCCUCGAGACAACGGCUUCAGACUCAAAGUCCAACACCGACGCAGAAUCAGUAUAUAUUCAGUGACAGAAGAUUGCUCGUUAAAGUGGUCAGAGCGGCGGAAUUAGGCGGCGAGCAAGGUGCUUUUGAGCCGUAUUGUGUCGUCGAAUUGGACGAACCAUCGCAGAAAAAUCAGACCUCUGUUAAGAAGGACACACGCAAUCCAUUAUGGGACGAGGCAUUCUUAUUCGACGUUAAUCGGAAUACGUCGGAAGUGUUGCUGGAAGUUUACGAUCGCGUGAACAAGUCCCAACGAUUCUUAGGUUUAGGAAUUGUCGGGAUCGACGAGCUACUCGCGAAUCCGAGCCAGAGGCAGAUAAUACCGCUUCAAAAUCGGCCGUACGAGGAAGAGGAUAUCACCGGCACCUUGACCGUCGAGUUUUUAUUCAUCGAGGGUGCGGAGGUGCCUCAAAUUGGGAGCAAACCUUACAAGGUGAAGGAGACGAUAAAGCCGGUGUCACCGACUCCUCGUACCUACACCCCGACAAAUCUCAUCAGCGACAAUAGUCUAAAUUACAACAAUGGUAACAGCACACUUAUCUUGUACGACUCUACCGUUCAACCCGAAGGGGAUUACCUGACGAACGGCAACGUGGUGGACUCGCCUUACAGAACCGGUCAAACUAACGGGAACAAAGGAACUUUGAUCGUGCACAGCCAGCAAAGGCAGCCAGAGCGGCAGGUAGUUAAGGUCGCCCUGACGGAAAGUGGCAACUGGCAGGAAAUCUCUCCGGAGCAUGGACCGAAAGACACCAGCGUGACGUCGGGACCAGAAAGCACGCCAAAUUCUUCCAAUUCCGAAGAGAGAGGGAGAACGAGAAGAAAACGACGAGACUUCUUCGGCACGAUAAAGAAACGGCUGAGCCGAUCGAAGACGAGGAGCAGAUCGGUCGGACCGGAAGGCGACGCGAACCACGAGGAUCAACACUCCAGAUCUGUGUCCGCGGACAGAGCGCGUGAUCCUGGCUCGGCUCGUUUAUCGAUACCAGGGAGGGAAGAGCAUUCGAGGAGAUCGAGUUUGAGCGAAGCGUCCGGUAUAAGCGGAGCGUCGACCAGAACAUACGUAAACGAGGCUUCCACCUUAGUUCUCGAGACGCUCGAGAACGGUAUCAAAAAGCAUUACCUAGUACCAUUGUCGCUCGCUCAAAAGAGCAAAUGGCGGAAGAAAGGCACGAAGCUUCACAUAUUCAACGAUCACACUUUCAUAGCGAAACACAUGCCUGGUGGGACUGUAUGCGAGGUGUGUAAGCGAACGCUCGCGCGAAGAUUGGGCAAGCAGGGUUACGAGUGCAGAGACUGUUUAAUGAAAUGUCACAAGCAUUGUCACGUCAAGGUGGACACUACGUGUCCCACAUCCACCAUUCAGAGCAUCGAACUGUCUCUACUGCCGGUACUCAGUGAAUAAGAUGGAACGUGCGUAAAGGCGCCACGGGCCGAGCGCAGAUCGACCAGUCGGCUUUGCUGAUGAAACCUUUGACGAACGUGUUCGAUCACAACCAUCGAAACGUUCAUCCAGCUUGGGAUCAUGUUCAGGAAACGAAUCAUUUGCCCUAUUGAAAAUCGUCGUUCGAAAUCGCUUCGUACGUAGUCGCACAUCUGCGAAGCGAAUCCUGGCCACGCUACGCCACGUUGUAGGCAACCACGCGCGGAGGGAGAAGGCAGCAAACCUACACGUACACGAUAAGCGUUACGAUUUGCUUCCAAGCACGAAGCGCCUUUGAACGCCCAUUCUGCACCAUUCUGUUACGCUACUACUUAUUACGCUUUUUAAUCUAUACAAAACGAACACGAAACGCGAACGUGAACGUGAAUACGAAAUACUCGAAAACGAAGCGAACGAAACGAAACAGAUCGACACUUUCCGUGGACAAGAUUUUACGAUUCUCUGGUUCCAAUUGUGACGAUAGUUGAGAACAAAGUUGGCUCCGGAAAGUUUUGGUUUUUUUUUUUUUUUAAGUACACGUACAAAUUUAAAUUACUCUGCGAAUAUCUACACGGUGAGGUGACAUUUGUAAUAACAAUUUCCGAGUGUCUGAAAAUUUUCGAAAUGUCCACGGAAAGGUCAAGAAAGAAACGGAAGAGAACCGUGCCGAUAACUUUCCUCUAGAAGCAAAACGUUCUUCGGGUUCGGACGGUGGCGAGGAGUGAACGUGAUACGUCAGAAACGAUUGAACUUAAAUAACGUUCGCGACGAAUGAUCAAACAUUCAUCCGUUACUAUUUAUUCUAGUUUUCCUCAGAGUCCCCUCGAAUUUUCACGAAACUUUUUACAGUUAAGGGAACCGCCGAUUUUCUAUCGAUUCUUAAUCUUAAGCCUUAAGCGAUCACGAUCAUUUUCCUUUUUCUCUCCUUCGUUCGUUUCUCUAGCUCGUUCUUUUAGAAACACGUGAGCGACCCUUCCUUAACCAUUUCGAGUAGCAUGCACAGUUGUUUGUCCGCUGCUGUACAGCGUUCUUUGGAAUAAAAAUUUCUAAAAUUUGUGAAUUCAAUCGUUUUCUACAUACGCGGAGAGAAAUCUCUACCGAUGGCAAUAAUAUGACUGAAAUUUGAAAUUUGAUUUUUUUUUUUUUUUUAAGAAGCACGAAGAUAUUAUGUUCAGAGUACUGAAAAAUGUGAUUCUAUGUUUCGUUAUGUAGUCGCCGGUGUCCCGUUGGUCUCGAAAGGGUUGAGGGAUAUGCACGAUAAAAUUUGCGGGAAAUUGUAGUACAUCGAGACGAGAAACGAAACGCGUGAACGAUAGUGCCUCUAGAUACGAAAGUUCGUCGUUAUCUUUUGAAAUAUUGUAACUUUAUCCCGUGAAAGUAAUACUUUUGACAAUAUACUCGAUCGUUCUAUUCGCAGAAUUCGAUCGAUCAAUCAAACUCAAAUACAAACGCUUCAACGCGCACACUUGUGCCUACGUAUGCGUAAAGAAAGCAUCGUAAUCCUCGAAUAAUACGCAUUACCGGCUGAUAAAUAUUACUGUAAUCAUAAUUAUUACGAUUGAUGAUUACGAUCACGACAAUUAUAAUUAUUAUUGCUAUUACUAUUAUUCUAUAUUAUUAUUAUUAUUAUUGUUGUUGUUACCAACGUCAUUGUUUACGAUUGUUACUACCAUUCAUAAGGAUAGAAAAUAAUGUUCAUGGUUGAUGUACGACAAACAUUACCACGGUGAUAUUCCAGCAGGUGUUGUAACGAUGAUGAUAAUGAUAAUAAUACUGUGUUACGUUGAAAGAAAUAAUAUGGUUACAUGAUUAUGA
Molecule: messenger RNA, 5352 nt
Organism: Frieseomelitta varia
Lineage: Eukaryota; Metazoa; Arthropoda; Insecta; Hymenoptera; Apidae
Exons: 18
Coding region: 808-3519 (903 amino acids)
Source: RefSeq, a predicted model, not a curated record